AUGGGGGGCGAGGGGGCGGGCCGCGGCGCCGCGCGCUGGCAAGUGGGCGACUCGCCCCCGCGCGCGCCCAUGGGCUAUGCGGCGCCCGCGCAGGAUGCGCCUCUCGACCGCGGCCUCGCGCCGGCGCCGGCGCCCGCGCAGCCUGCCACGGCCGCAGCGCUGCAAAGAGCACACUCCAGGUCGAUGUCAUCUUUACCUCCCGAGCCGUUUAUGAUGCUCCGGGCGAAGGCUCUCAGUAAGCGGGUGAUCAUUAACGUGGGUGGUGUCCGUCAUGAAGUGUUGUGGCGAACCCUCGAGCGUCUCCCUCACACACGUCUCGGAAGACUUCGAGACUGCAACACGCACGAGGCCAUAACAGAACUCUGCGAUGAUUACUCCUUGCAGGAUAAUGAGUACUUCUUUGACAGACAUCCGAAGAGUUUUAGUUCAAUUCUAAACUUUUACCGAACUGGCAAGUUACAUUUAGUGGAUGAGAUGUGCGUGUUGGCGUUUAGUGAUGACCUUGAGUAUUGGGGCGUGGAUGAACUGUACCUGGAGUCGUGCUGUCAACACAAGUACCACCAGCGGAAGGAACAUGUUCACGAAGAGAUGCGAAAAGAAGCUGAAAGCUUGCGACAGAGAGAAGAAGAGGAAUUCGGACAGGGAACUUGUGCCCAGUACCAGAAGUGGCUGUGGGACCUACUUGAAAAACCUACAACGAGUAUCGCUGCUCGGGUGAUCGCUGUUAUUUCGAUCCUCUUCAUCGUGCUGUCCACAAUAGGGCUCACUCUGAACACCAUUCCUCAAAUGCAAAUGUACGACGAGAAGGGCACGCCCAUGGACAACCCGCAGCUGGCCAUGGUCGAGGCGGUCUGCAUCACGUGGUUUACCCUCGAGUACGUGUUGCGGUUUAGUGCCUCGCCGGAUAAAUGGAAAUUCUUCAAAGGUGGACUGAACGUAAUCGAUUUGUUGGCUAUCCUGCCAUAUUUCGUGUCUCUUUUUCUACUCGAAACCAAUAAGAACGCGACAGAUCAAUUUCAAGACGUGCGUCGUGUUGUACAAAUCUUUCGUAUCAUGCGAAUAUUGCGUAUCCUAAAACUAGCCCGACACUCCACCGGGCUGCAAUCGCUCGGCUUUACUCUCAGGAAUUCUUACAAAGAACUUGGACUGCUCAUGUUGUUCCUUGCGAUGGGAGUGCUUAUAUUUUCUUCACUGGCAUACUUUGCCGAAAAGGAAGAACCGGGAACUAAAUUUAUUUCCAUUCCGGAAACGUUCUGGUGGGCCGGCAUCACCAUGACCACAGUCGGAUACGGUGACAUUUACCCCACGACCCCGUUGGGCAAGGUCAUCGGCUCAGUUUGCUGUAUUUGCGGCGUGUUGGUAAUUGCGUUACCCAUUCCCAUUAUCGUCAACAAUUUCGCCGAGUUUUACAAGAAUCAGAUGCGGCGUGAGAAAGCUCUCAAGCGACGCGAGGCCCUCGAGCGGGCCAAGCGCGAGGGCUCCAUAGUCUCCUUCCACCACAUUAACUUGCGUGACGCCUUCGCCAAGAGCAUGGACCUCAUAGACGUCAUAGUAGACACAGGACAUAACCUGUCACAAGCGGACGCCACUAGCCUGGAAGGCGAAGCGCCGGCCACCACAGGUUGUUACAAGCAAUACGAACAUGCAAUGGCCAAUAAGAUAGCGCAGGCGACUGAUCCUAAUCAGUUUCAGACCAGUCCUAAUAAGGACCUUCGCUAUUCAACAGAGGGCUUGGGCACGCCGGAGAAACGCUUGCUUAUUAACCCAGAACCGACUCCAGAAAAGAAGAUGGCUGAAAAACAGCUUGACUUGGAUCAGCUGCCUUCUGAGUUUGAAUGUUGUUUUUGCACGUUCAAGGGUUACAAAGAGUUCAUAGACGCCGAGCAACUGAUGCCCAUGGCCACGUCGGAUCUUCGACAACCUGUGUGCGUGGAGCUGGCCUGCUUACAACGCCACCCGGCGCCUCGUGCCCUACCAGAAGCGACGCCCAACAGCCUUGACAGUCCUGAUACAUUUGCAUCAUGCCUUACGCACCCUUUUCCUUCAGAGGGCGACAUCACGGGUGAGAACGACUCCUCAAACUUGUAUGUGAAUCCUUUGGAUGGUAGCGGUGGUGGCGGGGGCGGGGGCGGGGCAGGGGCGGGGGGAGGGGUAUCUGCUGAGUUUAACGGUGUGCGCAAGAGCGCUUCAGGGGAUGGGAGCGUAUUGUGUGCGAAAGGUUCUCAGGGCGAAGUCUCGCCGCGCGGCUCGCGUGGCAGUCUGUCGGGUGUGGGAUGUGGUGAGGCGUUAGUAGAGGCUUCCCUGUCGACACAAGCACAGGCGGACGACUCGCCCGCCGCCACCGACGACGCCAAGCCUAAACACAGAAAAGCGCGCUUCCAACAGGAAUGGUCCGAGGAGGAAAAGAGGCCGCCGAGAGGGAUAGCGACGAGAAUUAUCAAUCAUCACAUUCUAUUUGGUAAAAACGGUAACAAGCGUGGAGGUGGCGGCUGGCCUCUAGAGAGUGACUCAAGAUCCAGAUCUAUUCUCAAGAAUAAAGAGGCUCGCGGCACCGACAGCGAACUGCUCCUGCAAGAGACUACCUCUCUUGGUGCCAAUGGCGACUCGGGCAGCGAGUCCUCACCCAUUCGCCUCAAAGACUUCAAGGGCCAAAAUCACAAAGGCGGUGCAUCGGACCGAAGCAACCUCGUGUCGUAA
Danaus chrysippus (African queen) is the source of this 2697-nucleotide messenger RNA. The record is from the annotation of a GenBank genome assembly. NCBI's taxonomy places the organism in Eukaryota, Metazoa, Arthropoda, Insecta, Lepidoptera, Nymphalidae.